CAACAGAGUCCAGACAGUGUCGACACUGCUCCCAAGGACCCUGAGAAACUGCUUCGAUCCGGGUAGCCGCGUUUCUUAGUAAGAAAAUGUCUGAUGAAGAGGAAGAGUUUGAUAAUCAGAAUACGGUGAAUUCAACAGAAGAAAGAGAUGACACUUCUAAUACUAUCAAUAUUCCAGUUAUCUCAGAGGAGCUUCCAGACACAGACGAAGCUGAUGAACAUGAAUCUGAAGUAGAAACGUUUGAUGAGGGCCAGGAAAUACCUGCUAUGGAGGAAAAUGUCUUUAGCUUUCCAAGCCAGGAACCAGGAGAUGAAGAACUCGUGGAAGAAGUUAUGCCAUCUAGUCAGGUUUCAUACACCUCAGAAUAUUAUGGGGAAUCUGAGACACAGUUAGACACACAGAAUCUAAAUGACGACAAUCUCACAUUUCUGGAUAAAAUAAAGGCUAUAAAGAAGUCUUUGCAAGAAUCAGUGAAAGACUCUUCAGCAAUAGUGAAAAUUGUACUUAUUCCUGUGGGCCAGGAAAUUACAAUGCCUUUUAAAGUUGACAUCAUUUUCAAAUUUCUCAAGGAUCACUUUUCACAGUUAUUAGGUAUACCGGAAUAUGUACUGCAGUUAAGAUAUUCAGGGAUAAUUCUUAAAAAUAAUGAAACUUUAAUAGAACGUGGCAUUAAGCCAAAGGAAGUUGUACAGUUGGAACUCUUUUCUACAAAUCCAUAUCAAUAUCCAGUUAAAAGAAUACCAGGAUUAAGUGAUGUCUCUCAAAUCAUAACAGUCCUUGUGCAAACUGGCAUUGAUCAGUACCAGGAGUUGGCUGUUGAGAUUGUAAAAUCUGACUUUCACAAACCAUUUCUUGGUGGAUUCAGACAUAAAAUAACAGGAAUAGAAUAUCAUAAUGCCGGGACACAAACAAUACCUAAAAAAACUUCUGAAAGAACCAGCGUAUUUUGUAGAGACACACAGACUGUUUUUGAGAAAAGAAAGUUUCAACAGACCGCAAAUACCACAUCCACACAGAUGACUAAAAUUGGUGUGUAUGUAUCAAAUAUGACUGAUAAACUGAUGACACCAGGACCGUACUUUACAGCGGCACAAUACCAUGCUCAAAGAUUAGCAGCGGUGAUAGUGAUACAGACUUACUACAGACAGUGGCAUGCUAAAGUUUAUGUAGAGAGUUUAAGACAGCAAAAACGGUUGCGGUUGGAAUGGGAGGCACAGGAAGAACUAAGGAAGAAAAGAGAAAAAGAAGAAUGGAUGAAAAUGGACUAUUACCGAAGGCAUAAUCCUAAAACAAAUGAAGAUUUUGAACUUCUUUAUAAUGCACUAGAACUCUGGCGGCAAGAAGAACUUGCACAGAUUAACCAAUCUUUCACUGGAGCUGAAAGGAAAGCUCGUUUGUGCGAACUUCUGGAAAAAGAGACCCAGUUAAUUGCUUCCAUUGGGAGACAUAGAUACAUCGCUCGUAUGGAAAGCCAGGAUGCAGUGGUACAAGCCUUUUUGGAUAAGUGCUCAUCUCCAAAAUCCUGGAGAAGGCCUGAUGGCAAAAUAAUUGAAAUGGAUACACAGUUCACCAUUAGAGCCAGAGAGCUGCAAAACAUCUAUAAAUGCAUUAUGUUGAAAAAUAUCUCCCAAGAUGAGAGGCUGGAUGUACUCUUAACACUUAAACACACUGUGAAGGAACAUGAAUGUAAGCUGACUCAGGAAAUUCUCGAAUUGAUUGACAGAGAAGUUGACCUUAUGAUGAGAGGAGUCAAGCCUCAUAACCUUGAAGGACUCAGGAAAAGAAUUGCAACACUCUUUUUUCAUUAUAUCAAAACACCGCUAUUUAAUCCUGAGGUUGCAAGAUACCUUAAGGUUCCUCCAGACCCACUGAAGUUUUAUAAGAAGAUUUACUUUUGCCACAGUUGCCAGCUCUAUUUGCCUUCUACAGAUUUCUCUGUGUCAUCCACCUUACAUCGCUUAUACUGGUGCCGGAAGUGCAUUAACCUUGAGAAUGAGACUCAACAACGAGAAUCAUUUUUGAAGUACAAAUGUUUACUGCAACGGCUGUACUAUUCAGAAGUUGAUUAUGAAGAUGAUUCUAAAAUUGCUUUCCUGAUGGAGCUUCAAGACAUUCAAUACCUGGUAGAGAACAUCUGGGCAGCCCAGUCAGCACUCAGUGCCAACAACAACCUCAACGAUCUGGUCUUGGUCAGAUGGGAUAAGUCCAUGGAGUGGUCCCCCUGGAACUGCAUUCUUCUGACCAGAGAUGAAGGGGCCGCUCAUCUUAAGCUACUAAGUAUUGAAGAGGGAUAUGGACGCUUGUUUAUUCACAAGAUUAAACACAAACAUAUCCUGGCUAGGAAUUAUUUUUCUCAGAUUCCAGCACUGGCUUCAUUUAUCCAUGAUGAUGAUGAAAUAGAGGAGAUCAGAAGGAAACAUCACAUGGACCCAACACUGAAAAUUAUCGAAUCCCAGAGGCCUCAUUCUUAGAAAGUCCAGGAGUAUUUGUCUGAUGCCUAGCAAUUUUGCCUACUGCUAAUAGAGUAAUA
This is a messenger RNA of Tupaia belangeri chinensis (Chinese tree shrew), 2530 nucleotides long. RefSeq names its product IQ motif and ubiquitin domain containing (gene IQUB). NCBI's taxonomy places the organism in Eukaryota, Metazoa, Chordata, Mammalia, Scandentia, Tupaiidae. The record is from RefSeq and is a predicted model, not a curated record. Bases 87 to 2471 code for a protein of 794 amino acids. Gene Ontology annotation, biological process: cilium assembly; flagellated sperm motility. Gene Ontology annotation, molecular function: protein binding. The transcript has 13 exons. Gene Ontology annotation, cellular component: acrosomal vesicle; motile cilium.